AUGGCGCCCGCUGCUACUGAAUCCGAAACCGUCGACCAGACGGUCCUGACCCUCCGCAAAGUCCUCGUCUCCGAAUCAGAGCCUCUCGCUCGCCGUUUCCGAGCCCUCUUCUCCCUCAAGCACGUCGCUUGCCUCCAGCCUCCUACCGAGCAAACUCUCCCAGCCAUCCAAGCGAUCGCCGCCGGUUUCGCAUCAAAAUCUGCCCUGCUGAAACACGAACUGGCCUACUGCCUUGGCCAGACUCUCAACCGCGACUCGGUUUCGUACCUGCAGCAUGUUGUCAAGGACGUCGAGGAGGAUGCGAUGUGCCGUCACGAAGCCGCCGAGGCUCUUGGUGCCCUUGGCUACGAUGAUAGUCUGGAUCUGUUGAAGAAGCUGCGGGACGACGAGAAUGAAUUGGAGAUUGUCCGGGAGACUUGCGAUAUUGCCGUUGAUCGUAUUGUCUGGGAGAACUCCGAGGAGCGCAAGGCGGAGAAGUUGAAGCCCAGAAGACCCUCCUCAACACGAAACUUCCUCUCUUCCAAAGAUACCGCGCGAUGUUCGGUCUCCGCGAUCUCGCUUCCCCCCCCCGACCUUCCCACCGCCGUCGACGCCAUCAAUGCGCUGGCCAAGGGCCUGAGUGACCCCUCUGCUUUGUUCCGCCACGAGAUCGCCUUUGUCUUCGGCCAACUAUGCCACCCUGCCUCCAUUCCUUGCCUGACCACCUGCUUGAGCAAUACCAAGGAGGAAGGUAUGGUGCGCCACGAGGCUGCCGAGGCUCUGGGCAGUCUUGGUGACGAGGAGGGUGUCGAAGAUACGCUGAAAAAGUUCUUGAAUGACCCCGAGCAGGUUGUGCGUGAUAGUGUUAUUGUGGCUCUGGACAUGGCUGAGUUUGAGAAGAAGGGUGAGGUUGAAUAUGCUUUGAUUCCAGAGGGAGCUGCUGCCACUGCGGCAUGA
Messenger RNA from Penicillium waksmanii, 936 nucleotides. Its product is annotated as deoxyhypusine monooxygenase. Gene Ontology annotation, biological process: peptidyl-hypusine biosynthetic process. The transcript has 2 exons. The record is from RefSeq and is a predicted model, not a curated record. NCBI's taxonomy places the organism in Eukaryota, Fungi, Ascomycota, Eurotiomycetes, Eurotiales, Aspergillaceae. Bases 1 to 936 code for a protein of 311 amino acids. Gene Ontology annotation, molecular function: deoxyhypusine monooxygenase activity.